This is a messenger RNA of Botrytis sinoallii, 642 nucleotides long. RefSeq lists its product as uncharacterized. Gene Ontology annotation, biological process: translation. Bases 1 to 171 code for a protein of 56 amino acids. Gene Ontology annotation, molecular function: structural constituent of ribosome; zinc ion binding. Gene Ontology annotation, cellular component: cytosolic small ribosomal subunit; ribosome. NCBI's taxonomy places the organism in Eukaryota, Fungi, Ascomycota, Leotiomycetes, Helotiales, Sclerotiniaceae. The record is from RefSeq and is a predicted model, not a curated record. The transcript has 3 exons.
AUGUCUCACGAAUCAGUUUGGAUGUCCAGACCCCGUACUUACGGAAAGGGAUCCCGCGAAUGUCGCGUUUGCACCCACAAGGCCGGUUUGAUCCGCAAGUACGGUCUUAACAUCUGCAGACAAUGCUUCAGAGAGAAGGCAGCCGAUAUUGGAUUCGUCAAGCACCGUUAAAUUCACCACACCUUGAAAAUUAACUCAUCGAAAACGGAACGAUACGACCACGAUGGGUUUGUGGAGAGAAUCAAAUUAACAUGGCAUGGAGUUCUGGGCUUUUGCAGGAAAAGGGAUACGAAAGAGGACAUUUAUGGUCAGACUUUAGAGGGCAUUUUCAAAUGAAGGGAUGAACGCUUAUGGACACUCGUGUGCUGAGGCGGCUCUGCGAUGGAUUGUUCUCAAGGUUAUGACACCUUUUCAACUGCAUCGAUCUGGAAUGGAGAUGGUUCUUUUUCCUAGGGUCAUCUGAGCUUGUGUUCAUUUGGCUUCGGCUAGGAAGUAGCUUUCUCGGAAUAUAUCAGGUCGUUUUCCUUGAGAUAUUAUGGAUUACUCGGAUUGUGCUUUCUGAACUGAGUGAAUGAUUAUAUCAUAAACAUUGGAGAUUCUAGGUAGGGUGGAAGGUCAAGUGGCCUUUCAUUGGCCCCAAUU